Molecule: messenger RNA, 1120 nt
Organism: Spodoptera frugiperda (fall armyworm)
Lineage: Eukaryota; Metazoa; Arthropoda; Insecta; Lepidoptera; Noctuidae
Product: coiled-coil domain-containing protein 124
Exons: 4
Coding region: 195-830 (211 amino acids)
Biological process (GO): transcription by RNA polymerase II
Cellular component (GO): nucleus
Molecular function (GO): transcription coactivator activity
Source: RefSeq, a predicted model, not a curated record
UUUAAAAUUUUCCGCAGGUACCGUGCAGCAGGCAGCAGGUAGACUAUAACCAGUCGAACUGUGUAACCACUAUAUUUUAUUACUAUGUUUUUAGAAAGGGAAUAAAAUAUAUCAUUAAUCGCUUCAUAAUCUCAAAAGUUCCUGUCUGAACUUUACUAUUGUGUUUUAUUACUUGAAUCAAGACAAAUACCAAAAUGCCGAAGAAAUUCGCUGGUGAAAACAGUAAAGCUGUCGCUGCACGGCAACGAAAGGAAAAUGAAAAACAAGAGAAGGAACAAAAGAUGAAGAAAAUGAUGGAAGAUGCAGAAUGGGAGGAUAACGACGAGAAACUUAAGAAGAAACAACAGAAAAAGGAGGACCAGGAGAAGAAGCGUUUAGAACAGCUACAGAAAAAAGCAGAAGCAAAGGCUUUGCUGGAGAAAGAGAUGCAAUCAAUAAAGGCAGCUCCGAAGGCUGCCCCUCCACCCCCUAAGAUCACACGAGCACAGAUUGAAAGGAUGAAAGAGAAAACUAUUAAAGCAGAGCCUGUCAAACCAGUGCCAUCAAAAGUGGUUGUGGAAGAGCCUCCACUUGAGGAGAAUCUCAACAGGAUCCAUCUGGACGGAGAAGUGGCACAGACUGUUGAUGAAGCUAUUUCUAUACUCGGUGAAAAGUCAGAUACAGAUAGGCAUCCGGAAAAACGUCUGAAGGCAGCAUACACAGCAUUUGAAGAAGCUAAUUUACCAAUACUGAAGGCUGAGAACCCAACACUGAGACUGUCACAGCUCAAGCAGAUGCUGAGGAAGGAAUGGCUGAAGUCACCACAGAACCCAUUGAACAUGAAAGUGUGAAGUGUUCUAACAAUUUGAGAAAUUAAGAGAUCACCUGUUCAUUAUAAAUGCUUAAAUAAUAUUAAUUUGAUAAAUUAAUGAACUACGACAUUGUAUUGCAGGCAGUUCUGUAUCAAGUAGAUGAUUUUUGCAAUAUUUAAUUAACUACUUUCAUAAUUCAAUCUAGGAAAUGACACAAUUUGUUAAUGAUUACUAAUUUAUUUUGAAAAUGCAGUCUUACUCAGUAGGACAAAUUUUUGUACUAGAAUAACAAAGGCAUUGUAAAUACAUAAUAUAAAUUUGUAAAUUCA